Molecule: messenger RNA, 7144 nt
Organism: Mugil cephalus (flathead mullet)
Lineage: Eukaryota; Metazoa; Chordata; Actinopteri; Mugiliformes; Mugilidae
Product: rho GTPase-activating protein 23-like
Exons: 25
Coding region: 2209-5685 (1158 amino acids)
Biological process (GO): signal transduction
Molecular function (GO): protein binding
Source: RefSeq, a predicted model, not a curated record
UUACUCUGUCUUUCCUCGUAGGGACCCUCGGCGCCGGAAGCUGUGUCUGGCCUGCCUGCAGGGAGGCCGUCCUGGGGAUGUCCUAGCCUGGAUGGUUGGGGGCACUGCUUCAGGGCUGUAUGGUCAUGGUGUGGGCCCCUGUCUGUCUGGUCUCUGUGGAGGUGUCCUCUGUAACCUCUGGGCUGUGACACCUCUCGCUGUGUGAUAGCGCCUUAAGAAUGGUGUUUCCUCACUUGUCCCUCAGUGCUCAGCUAUAUUUUAUUCUAUCUUAGGAGAGGGAGAGGGUGGGGCUAUAUAAAUCAAGUUUGAUUGACUGACUGGUUGAUUGACCUGAAAAAUGCUAAAACUAAAAGACUUGUUAACUGCCAGGUAGUGACAGAAAAAUAGAAUGUAAUUCAAUUGAAAUCAAUUAAUCUGCUAUUUAAAAAGCAGCAGGAUGUGGCAGACAGUCACAGAUAACUACAUCUGUCUAAAGCAAACAUCAAAUAUGGGGGCAUGAAACUGUUAGUGACAAUAGUGACCCCAAUCAAAGGUGGUUAGCUCGUAUAAUGAUUGAAUAUAAGAGGUAUCAUUGGCAGGCUGUAGAAUUCUGCAUUCAGGUAGGAGUGGAUAACCACAAGAAGACUGGACAAGCUGACGAAAGCAGUAGCUCAGAUGAGUAGUGUGGAGAACAAGUGCUACUUAUAGCGAAGGCAUUGGAUAAGAAAUUAGAGGACAGGGGCUUAGUUCUCGAGAAAACAAAUUAGAGGAACAUUGCCAGAGAGAAGAAAUAGAGGGUGGGUGUAGUGGGUGCUCAGUUCAUCUUCCCCCACCAGCCUAGGCCUACAGCAGCUUAACUAAGUGAUGGUUCAGAAUUCACUGUGUCUGCACUCUGAGAUCAAAGUGAUAUAUGAGGUCUUAAGAUACAGCUAGGCUUUUAAGGGUCUUGUAUAUAGGGGAGGGGAUUUUAAAUUGUUUUCUGUAUUUUACAAGGCGCCAAUGAAGAGAGGCUAAAACUGGAGUAAUAUGAUCUCUCUUGCUAAUUCCUGUCAAUACUCUUUCUUCAACAUUUUAAAUCAAUUGAAGGCUUUUUUUAAGAGCUAUUAACUAUGCAGUAAUGAAUUAUAGUUAACCAGCCUGGAAGACAUAAAUGCACAAACUAGUUUUUCAGUGUCACUUUGACACAAGACGGCCCUAAUUUUGACACAUAUUACCCAGGUGAAAGAAGGCAGUCCUGGUUACUUUCUGUAUUUGCAAAUUAAAUAAUAAUUUAGUGACAAUUAUUUCUGUCUGUCCCACUAAGCAACACCUUUUACAUUAUAAAAUCUGACAUGAUUUGAUUUGUGAAAAAGGUGUUUUCUUUAGUAUAGUUUGGAACGGAGAGGCAAUAUCUGGUAUUUGAAUCUUGAUGAAUGUUAACAAAGUACUGUAUAUGGCCACUGUUUACCAGUCCUAGAAGCAUGAAUGUUAUGAUGAGCUACUAUGAAGAAAUAAGUGUGACAGCUGCGGGGGAAUCCUACUACAUCAGGUCACAUGGUACAUAGAGACACACUGUGUCCCUCUAAUCCCUUCACCCCUCCCCUACACUCUGUCUCUCACUAAUGCUGUGUACAGUGAACAAGGACAUAAAAGUGGGAGGGCUUGGGGGAGGGCAUCUGGGAGAAAGAAAGAGCAAAGAGAGCGAAAGAAGGAGGGAAAGGGACAGCAACUUGACUUGAGCCCAGGAGUGUGCAUAACAGAGAUAAAGGGAUAGCAGCUCCUCUUACUUAUUCUCUUUUAUUUUAUUUUAUUUUAUUUAUGUUUUUAACAAAGAUUUUACAUAGGUUGUGGUCAGAAAGAGGAUGACAAGAGGGGUGUUGAGGACAAAUGAAUGGGAGUGCUGUGUUUCUAAGCGGGAGCAUUUCAGAGGAUAACGGACAAAUAGGAGGAAGAGGACGGAAUGUGUGUGACACUGUGACACAGGUUUGCAUCACGACACACGUGAUAUCUCACAAAUGCAAGGCCUCUCCUGAGAUUUCACAAGUCAUGCUGAGGACCAGGAGCCUGCCAGAGCCCCUCUGAACACCAUGGCUCAGUUUUCGGCAGAUGGCCAUGAUGUGGCCAAACUGAACCAGCAGGUGGAGAACAUGAGAUUGGGGGACUGUCAACUUCAUCUCGUCUUUGCAGUGCUAAUUUCAAAGAGGAUGCCUUCACCAGGUCAACUGAAAGGCUAAAGCACUGAGAGAUGACAUGGUGUCAUCCAGUGAGAACAGGCAUCAACCACUGCCGUCAGGUGGAGUGGAAGGUGUGUCAUGGUGGGGCCAACGCAACAUUUUCCUCCCGAAGAACUCACAGGGAUUUGGCUUCACUCUGCGGCACUUCCUCAUCUACCCACCAGCGUCCUCCCUCCACAGUGUCAAGGAAGAGGAGAAUGGCAAUGCAACUGGAAAAGCUGGAUGUAAGCAUUCUUCCUUGGACCCAGUAGACACCAUCUUCGUGAAGGGUGUCAAAGAAAAUGGCCCCGCCGAGCAAGCUGGACUGCGUACAGGGGACAGACUGGUGAAGGUGAAUGGGGAGAGCAUUUUGGGGAAAACCUACUCUCAAGUGAUCACACUCAUCCAAAACAGUGAUAACAUCCUGGAGCUCUCUGUUGUGCCAAAAGAUGAGGAUGUGCUGCAGCUGGUAAGUCAGGUGUAUUGCCAAGAUGCCUACCUGAAUGGCAAUGAGCCAUGCACAGGUGCGGCACAUAAUCUGCCUGAGCCACCACCUCUCUGUUACCCUUCCACCAAGCGCAGUUCCCAUGCCCUACGGUCCAACCAAAACUCCCAAAGCCCCUUGAACAAUUGGCGCUGCAGACUCGGCACCACUACCUCACCACUGGACAAUUUCUCCUCUGCUACUUCUAUCCCUGCGUUCAGCUGGCCAGGGGAUCUUGAUAAUUCAAGUGGCCAUUUUGCCACAUCAGAAAGGAAUCGUGGCCCCUCCUCAAUGGCCACCAGUGCACUGGACUUUCACUUCGCUAACCACAAUACUGCCAUUGCCUCUGCAACUCUGCCUCCAUCACGAAAGAGCAGCCUGCUGGCUUCAGCCCGCAUUCACACAGAUGGACCUUGCCACCAUCCUCUGCCAAACUGGUACUAUAACCAGGCUGAGGCUGCAGAGCACAUGUCCCCACGGAACCGCAGAAUAUCUCAGGAUUGCUUAACAAAGCUGGGGCUGGGGUUGGAACUCGGCCCUAGAUCUGCAGCUUCAUUCAUGAUUUCUGCAGAGCAACACAGAAGAGAAGCCCUCCUGUCCCACCACCAGGCAGCUGCUGCUUCUUACAAUUCCUUUUGGUUUGGGGACUGUGGUGAUCGAUCAGAGACAGGACACAGGCCUUGUGUAGAGAGCCUGGAGGCAGCAUAUGCUGAGUAUGAGGAGAACUAUGGGCGUUCUGUGAAAACACUGGCACAAGCCUCUGCUCUGGUAUCACCAUGCAAUGAACACACUUUGCGAGGUUCCCAAAUGACAGAAUUCAGUGAGCAGAAAGUACAGAAACCCUCAGGAGGACAACAUCACCAAGCCACAAUAGGAUCCACAUUCAUAACCUCCACAGUCCCUCUGGGUGAGAGGAAGUCAAGUCAACAGAUAGCUGAGCCCCAGACAAGGCGAGUAAAAGAGGAAGAUCUGAAAGGGUACAGAGUCUCUAGCCCAUCUGUCUGCUGCAGAGCUGGUCACCUUGUCCAGCAGACCCACUCUGGUAGAGAGUCUGUUCAUGGUGAACACCUAAGCUGGAGCCCUGGUUACAGAAACAGUCCUGUUGAAACUGACGGAGGGAUGUUGCACCAGGCCCGGUCCUCCCCUGGACUGUCUGCAGAGGAGAGGGUCUGGUUCAGUGAAGGCAGAGAGGUCAUCUCCCCUCUAACCCUUAAUGAAGAGGUUGUUCUGACACAGAAGCCUCCUCUAGACUGUCAAAACCCAGUUCAGAGUCGGCGGCAUCCACACUACACCACACCUGUGGAAUUACCACAGCCGCCUGGUUUUCCAGGGACGCCCUCUCGUGUCAUGGAAGGGAACGGCCCCAAACUCAGGGUUAAUGACAGUUUGGCGCAGCAAGCAUUUGACUCCCUGUCUUCUAUUCCAUUCAUAGGCAGUGUUAAAGAUCGCCGUUCCUCAUAUCUGCUGGCCGUCACCACUGAGAGAUCCAAGUCCUGUGAUGAGGGGCUCAACCACUUCAAAGAAGAAGGCCAUGUCUUCUCUAAACUACCAAAAAGGGUCAAGAGUUUUUUCACUGAUGGGUCUCUGGAGAGCCUUCAAGCCCAGGACGACACACGGUCUAAGUGCCAUUCCAUAUCCGAUCUGGGAACCAUUACAUUCAGGGAUGUUCGCAAGGAGGGCUGGCUGCACUACAAACAGAUCCUCACAGAGAAGGGAAAGAAAGUUGGCGGCAGCAUGUAUCCAUGGAAACGGGCUUUCGCUGUACUCUGUUCCCAUUUGCUCUUCCUCUACAAAGACAAGCGCAUGGCCAUGCUUCACGCGGCAGGGGCAGGAUGCAGCCCCGACGAGCAUCCCCCACUCAGCAUCCGCGGCUGCUUGAUUGACAUUGCUUACAGUGAAUCCAAGCGUAAGCACACCCUGAGGCUGACCACGCAGAACUUCUGUGAAUACUUGCUGCAGGCUGCGGACAGGGAUGACAUGCUGGCCUGGAUUAAGGUCAUCAGGGAGAGCAGCAACACAGGCAACGAGGAAAUUGGUCUCUCGAGACAAGCUCUCAUCAAUAAGAAGCUGAAUGACUACAGAAAACACAGUCUGACAGGUAACAAGCUGGAGUCCUCUUCGAGAGCUAACCGCAUGAUAUCUCCCUUCCUCCUGGCUAAGACUGACAACACAUCAGUAAACCGAGCCUCCAGAUCAGAUGACAGCAAGGCCCUGUGGAGCAUCAACUUCAUUAAAAAGGCAAAGAAGACAGACAGUCCAAAGGCUUUUGGUGUUCGACUGGAAGACUGUCAACCUGGUGUCAAUCAUAAAUUUGUCCCUCUGAUAGUGGAGUUGUGUUGUGAUGUUGUGGAAGCAACAGGUCUAGAGCACACUGGUAUCUACCGUGUACCAGGGAACAACGCCAUGGUGUCCCACCUGCAGGAGCAUCUCAACAAAGGCAUGGACAUCAACACUGCUGAGGAGAGAUGGCAGGACCUGAAUGUAAUCAGCAGCCUGCUUAAAUCUUUCUUUCGAAAAUUACCUGAGCCUCUCUUUACUGACGACAAAUACAUUGAUUUCAUUUUUGCCAACCGGAUAGAAGAUCCAGAAGACAGACUGAAAGCCAUGAAGAAACUGAUCCAAGACUUGCCAGAUUACUACUAUCACACUCUUAGAUUCCUGGUGGGCCACCUUAAGAAGGUGGCAGACCACUCUGAGAGGAAUAAGAUGGAAGCAAGAAACCUAGCUCUGGUGUUUGGUCCCACUCUGGUGAGAACGUCAGAGGACAAUAUGACAGACAUGGUCACUCACAUGCCUGACCGCUACAAAAUAGUGGAGACACUUAUCCUUCACUAUGACUGGUUCUUCAGCAACACGGAGCUUGAUGAAGAAGAAAAGGCCCCAGAAGAUAAGCCGGAUAGGCAACCCAUGCCGAAUAUUGACCAUCUGCUGUCAAACAUCGGCAGGCCAGGAAUGCCAGGAAUGCCAGGAGCGGCGGCAGCUGAGACAGUGGAUCAGGUUUUUCGAUUCCACCACCAUCGAUUUUCUUAAGUCUAAGUCUUUUCAGAUUACUCCUACCCAACUCAGUUAAUUCUGCUGCAACCCACGAACAAAAACUGUACCUCUACACCAAGCUGGACAGGAAUGCUGAUGGGAACUGUGAGCACGAAUCAAUCAAAGUCAGCAACAAAAAAGGGGAGGGAAGAAGAGGAUAGAAGACAGGCAAGGGAAGAUGGGGUGGAAGCCAGAGACAAGUGAAAAUAGCCACUGGUGAGAGCAGAAGAGAAUAAAAAUGGUGUCACCAAAGGGGAGAGCCAGCAGAGAAUUACCUAAUAAGCAGCACAUCCUUCCCCGAAUCAUCACCUGUGACAAAUCCUUCCCAUUUUCAAACCAUCUGCCCAGAGGUUACAGAGCGAUACACAUCUAGAUUUCCCUCAGCAGUCCUAAAGUGCUACCAGUACCAGGCAUCCAGCUUUCAUGGGACCGAGCAGCUUUACUGGAUCCAGUCAGCAUCAGUCUGCUACAGAAAGACCUGAAGUGGGAGAACAGUCCCAAAGAGAGCACAAACUCAGCAUGAUCAUAGGUUUUAAGCAAUUCCCUUCCCUUGUCUUGCACACGUAUGUCUUCGUCUCUUCCUUGUCCAAGGAAUGAAUAUGUCAAAGUUCUAAAGAUCUUGCUCUGUCAUCCUACAAAGACUGAGCAUACACCCACACCCACUAAUGCAGUACCACCAGAACUUCUCCUACAUAUUCCUGCUAAAGCCUAGUUUGUUUGCAUCACAUUUUUAAGACUUCUUCGAGUUUCACUUAUGACCAGAUUUAAUCCUCAGUAGAAAAGACCAGAAAACAUCCAUAGUGAAAUAUCAUUUGUUGUCAAAUAUCAAAUGUGCACACUUAACCUACCAGCCAGAGAAUAUCACAGCUCACUAUUUUUGAUGACACUUGCUUCAGUUUACCUCUCAGUGCCCUAUGCAGUCUAUGUUUCUGAGGAACAUGUCCGAUUUACAUAGGCCCCAUUCAGACAUCUAUCUUAUAGAGAUGGAAUACAUAAUAUAGUGUAUAUGAUACAGAAAAACACAAUAUUUACAUUUUUUGGUCCAUGUAAGUUGAAUUCAUUUGAUAUCCCAUUGAGAAUCCAAAUACAAAAGGCAGCUAUGUGUAGACAUAGAGCUUGUGAAUGGAAUGACUGACAUUGUGGAUCAGCAGGACUCAAGAGUGAAGCAACUGAAAGUGAGGGGGAAUAAAUCCUUACAUGCUAAACCAUUUCCUUAUAGUAAUGAUGUUUUGAUCCCAAGUUUUAGCUUUGUAAAAACAAACUGUAUCUGCACCAAAUGCACUGCCAGUGAAUAUGUUUGAACCAGACUUCGUGUUUGUCUUAAUCCUAGCUAGACAGUCUGUCCUUUUGUGCACGUACUAUGUAUGUGGGUUAGUAUGUGUGCACCACUUUCGUAACAGUUGUUAAGUGAACCUAUGCAUAUGAUGAUUAUACAUUAAAUUAUUUGUUUUGGAAA